AUGGAUUACAUCGCUCUACACUCCGAUAAUUACCAUCCACCACUGGUCGUACCCUGCCUAUGUGGUAGUGGUGGUUUCGAGUACGAUCAUAAAGGAUUUGUCGACUUUCCUAAACGCAUGGGCGUUCUCCCCGAAAACAUUGUGCAAGGCAAACUCGACGGACUAAGGCAGCUUGAUGCCUUGAUUUUCUUUCAGUCAUGGUGCUUCUUCGGCUUGCUCUUCGAAUUUCUAACCAUCGUUGGUCGGAGUUUCACGAUUGAAGAUUUUGUGCAGCGGGAACCGUCUGUAGUGAGUGCAGAGUCAACAAGUAGCAUCAUUUCUACCAAGAAAUUUCCGCUACUAGUCCGCGAACUAGAGGAGGAAUCGCGAACACUGGAUGCUGCGGAGAAGGCCAAACGAUUUGAGACCAUCUGCGAGCGUCUCAAAGUGGCGGCAGAAUUCACCCAUCUUAGCGCUACUUACAAGAUCGAUGCAGAUGGACGACAUUUCUUCUCGGACGACUCCAUAAAUUGGGAAAAGGCUUCGUCACUCGGAAACGUGGUGCAUCUCUCGGUAGUGGCGCUCGGUGAGUUUCUCGGGUCCAUAACCAUUACUUUGUAUAGGACCAAAAAUUCCAAGUAUGCAAUUGACAUGGGCCCAAGCGCAUUCAUACAGUCUCGCAUGAUACAGGCAGGGUGGUGCCCCAGUCAAGUCCAGGCGCUCCACGACCAAAAGGUCGGGGUGGCGGUCAUGUAUUACUUGAGCUCUAUGAAUGCCCGCGCAUUAGGUUGGAAUCAUGACGGGUGUGGAAAGAGUUCUCGCUGCCAAUUUGACACGUUGGAUCUGCAGAAAUACCGACCGAAACACUCUUCAGAAUGUUUGGCUUCAGGUGGGGAUAACUGUCGAUUCGUCGCUCCCGAGUCGACUUGGUCGCCUCGCAUUUCCGGCAUUGUACGAAAGCAUCAGACACCGCUCAUUACGGUACAUCAGCGUGCUGUUGAUAAAACAGUGCAGAUAUGUGUCACGGCAGCCGAGAAAUUUGCGCAACAUAGGAGGUAUCUUGGGAGUCAACUGCUUAAUAAAGGCGCUACAAUCAUAGGGUUACGGACUGGGUCUCCGAAUCUCCUCACAAUCACGAUCCCCUACGUCUGCAUCUCCCAUGUUUGGGCUGACGGAUUGGGUAAUCCGCGGGAAAACAGCAUUCCUGCGUGUCAACUUGUGCGCUUACAGCGUCUGGUAAACGAGCUUUACACCCUGGAGGAGAGACCAGUGCCAUUCUGGCUUGACACCUUGUGUGUCCCAAGACGCAACCGCUUCCGAAGAAUGGCCAUAGUCGCAAUGGCUAAGAUUUACAGGCAGGCUGAUAAGGUCCUGGUGUUGGAUUCUUCACUUCUUCAGGCUUCCACCGCCGUCUCUCCACCCCUCGAAUUACACGUUCGUCUAAUGACAUCACGCUGGGCCCAGCGAUUGUGGACUUUCCACGAGGCAGCCCUGGCUGAGCAACUCUAUUACCAAUUCGCGGAUCGCGCACUUACCCGUCGUCAACUCACCGAUCUUUGGCUGACAUCUUUGCCGAGCUGUCGCCAGCUUGUUUCAUCUGGUAGCGACGAUGCAUCAGAUCAACCCACUCCCAUCCGUGGUGAAGCUCGCAAGGUAGGGCUCCGUAUCUUGUUCUCGGACCCUGUUGCGCGGCAGGGAGUCAUCUGGUUGUAUGAUCUGGAACGAUUUACAAAAAUGCCGAGAGAAAACGACGCUGCGUGCUUGCAGGCUAUAUUAAAUCCUUUACGCUGGCGAACUACGAGCUGGUUAGGCGACGAAGCCAUCUGUUUAGCCGGCCUCCUUGACCUACCACUAACCCAACGCUCAUUCCUCUUCCAAUUACAUGCCGCACAGAGAUUGAAGCAGCUGGUCCUGUUACUUGACUCGGUCCCAUUGGACUUACUCUUCGCCAGUCUGCCUCGAUCACCAGAGUCGGGCUUUCCGUGGAUUCCAUCAAGUUUUUUGGGCAGAGGUUUUGAUGCGUCCAUGACAAGAUCGCGCACCGGUUACAUUACGGGUGAAGGACUGCGAUUCAUCUCCCCCGGAUUCCAUCUAUGUGGCAGGGUUGAGUCAAUCUUUGAUGACAAAAGAGUCUACCUGAAUUACGACGGACGUUACUACUUUAUGGUUCCUCGAGAUGAUAAUGGCGCCUUCGAAUGGGAUUCUAAUGAAUCGUCGGACCUGGCGGUCAUUCUUCGACGGCCUCUUGUUUAUCCUGGAUCUGAAUUUGCUGCUCUACUUGCGGUUCAGAAGAGAGUUGAUAAUGAGUUGCGAUGUCGUUAUCUGCAUCCGAUACUCAUCGACGGUCGCGAUGAGCAGAUAUCUGUUUGUACAGACCACCAGUCCCCUGUCGUCAUGUGUACAGCCUAUCCCGAGGGACAGGCAUGGUGUAUACUAUGA
Molecule: messenger RNA, 2418 nt
Organism: Rhinocladiella mackenziei CBS 650.93
Lineage: Eukaryota; Fungi; Ascomycota; Eurotiomycetes; Chaetothyriales; Herpotrichiellaceae
Exons: 3
Coding region: 1-2418 (805 amino acids)
Source: RefSeq, a predicted model, not a curated record